Messenger RNA from Sordaria macrospora k-hell, 2145 nucleotides. The record is from RefSeq and is a predicted model, not a curated record. NCBI's taxonomy places the organism in Eukaryota, Fungi, Ascomycota, Sordariomycetes, Sordariales, Sordariaceae.
AUGCUCCCUAAUGGAUCUCCAGGUCCAUCCGACAACCUGGAGGACAAUACACCUCCCAUCUUCGACGUUCACAAUGUCAUGUACAUGAUCUUCGAUUAUCUGAAUGACACGACGGAUCUCAAUAAUGUCUCCAUUACAUGUAAAGCCCUCAAUAGAGCCGUGAAGGACCGCCUUUUUCGGUUCAUGACUCUGCCUGGAACCGCAAUGGGGUUAAGGGAUCCAAACUACAACAUACUCAAGGACCUUUACCCUGGCGGCGACUCCCUGAGGACGAGCGUCUUUGGUUUGCUCUCCAAAGCAAAAUCACUUACCGUAUCACGGCGGUUGAUUGCUAGCGCUACACCUUUCACUGCUCCCAAUUCCUUGCGAAAAGACUGGGGCAUCGAUGAUAUUGAGCUCCUGGGGUCAUGCCACGAGAUCUACGAGGCCACCGGAAAAAUUAUCAGCGGAACCAAGGAACUCCGGCACUUGGAAUUCCAUGGUUUUCACCUGUGGUUGAAUGUGUUGAAACUUCUCCACAUGCGUGAAGUCAAGGAGGGCUUCCCGGGCAUACAGUCUAUCAAGAUCACGCUGCCUGAAAGGCAGCGCCAUGUCUUACGUGUUCCUGAAGACGGUGAGCUUCAUGCAAAACCCCUUGUACCGAAAAUGUCAUUGAUACUGAUCACUUAUUUCAAAAACGCAGUACAAGUGGACGAAAACCUCAAAGUAAACAUGUCCAUGGUGCUCGGCCUAAAAUACCACGUCAUUCCUAACCUCAGUUUUCGUUGCCUUACCAUUUUGGCCCUGCACGGUCUCCAACCCGAUCGAAGCGCUCGUUCUUUCUCGACUUCACCAUGUCUUCUGCCGUUAGUAUUGCUACUGAAAAGCGCGGAACAGUUGCGGUGCCUCGAAAUCUCGACUGUGAAUGAACGCGUCUGGGGCGCCUAUUCCGACCAUGAUGAGCUGCCUUCGGUACCGCCAGACUCAAGAAUUGGCCCAAACAGAAAGGCACGUUCACAGGAGGGGGGUGAGAUGAUGCGAAUGCUUUGUCACGCCUACAAAAGCGCAGGGGGGUCCCCAUUGCAACACCUUCGAUACCUCAGACUUGGUCCCGGCUGUUUGUUAGAGUCUCCAUCUUUUGGGAAAUCCCCGCUGGACGACUUUCCUCAUCAUUACUUAUCUUAUUUGUUCAAGCUAUCAGGCCUUGUUGAACUCCAUCUGGAAUAUCCCCUGCUUGGGGAUGAGACAUCCUUACAGUUUGUUAUUUCCGCAGCCCGGUUGUUGAUAAAUCGAUCUAAUCUCCCAAGACUGCGAAAGCUUUCCUUACCAUACAACAUAUGGUACUGGUGGGGACCAUAUGGGGGACCAUAUGGCGCGGAUUGGACAUUGGGGUACACCGUCGAACAAGCGCUCACGAUGCGGGUGGUGAGAUAUGCGACCGAUUAUGGACCCUGUCCUCUUGGGCUCCUCACUCUGCCUCCAUUGUCAGGCUUGAUCCUCCCAACUGAACAUAUGGACCUCCUAGACAUCAUGAGCAUGUUGGUGUUGUUAAGGAUAGACAAUCUCAGAUCGGUCAAGCUGAUGCUCCCCUCCCUGUGUGAAGCUGAAGUUGGCAGAUGCAUUUCUCACUACGGGAAAUACCCCCGUUUCAUUGAUCGGAUACCUCGAGGGCAACCACUCCACCAUAAGUACACAAUGGUAUUAUUACUAGAAAAUCACGAGGACGUCCGUAAUGUGUGGCUAGCGGGGGAUUUCGAGGGCAAGGCGAAUGAUAACAUGUAUCAUGCCAUGGAUUGGCCAUGUUACCGUUACAGGCAAAUGAUUCGCCACACCUAUUUACACCACAACGCCGAGAUGGAACGCGCGGCCAUGACAUUCUUUAAGCAUCUUCACAAGCUGGAGUACAUCCGCAUUCUCCAUCGCGCAUGGCGGAGGGAGAGAAAAGAGAGAAAGAACAGCAGCCACCACGACGAUAGCGAAAAAGGCUCAGCACCAACAAAACAAAAAGCCCUUGUUGGACCACCAUCCCCCCCGAUCCCGAUCAUGCCUUGUGAAGACGUAUGGUCAGAAGUCCGGGAGCUUACGCCUUGGGAAGUCGAGAACGAUAUACCCGAAGCUUUCGACUACCGCACCCCGAGUCUGUUCCGAGGCAGACAGUACUCAUGA